Messenger RNA from Syngnathoides biaculeatus (alligator pipefish), 4712 nucleotides. RefSeq names its product rap1 GTPase-activating protein 2-like. The transcript has 25 exons. Gene Ontology annotation, biological process: activation of GTPase activity; regulation of small GTPase mediated signal transduction. NCBI's taxonomy places the organism in Eukaryota, Metazoa, Chordata, Actinopteri, Syngnathiformes, Syngnathidae. Gene Ontology annotation, cellular component: cytoplasm; plasma membrane. The record is from RefSeq and is a predicted model, not a curated record. Gene Ontology annotation, molecular function: GTPase activator activity. Bases 491 to 2536 code for a protein of 681 amino acids.
GAUUACUAAUACCUUCUUCUAGAAAAUACAUAAUUAAAAAUGUCAUAACAAAAAGGUAGGGAGGGAGUGCAUAUUACGUGCUACUAUUAAUAAUCGCAUAGUAUAUAAUAUCUGUAACUCUGAGUGGGGUGGGUUUAAAGACGGGCCUGUUGAUUGGCGGUUGUGGUGUAACUAAAGAUGAAUUUAGAAAUGAACAAAAGAGCAUUUAAAAGAGAUGUUUAAGGUUGAAAGGGCUCAAGUGAAGGAGUCUGCGUGUGGAGUGCCUCGGUCGGCAGUUGCAACUGAUCUUGGCUGCGUGCAGUGAAUCGAAGUGAAAGAAAGAAACAUUAACAGCGGGAGGAGACUGCGGGAGGGGAAAAGGAGGUGGCGUGAAGGACGGUGUAUCGCACAGUAUUUAUAGCUGGCGGGAUGAGGAGAUAGGACGAGAGGAGGUAUAGGGAGGGAGUAGCCAGACACAAUAAGAGAAGAAGAAGAGGAGGACAAAGAGACGAUGCUGAGGAGGAAGAGAAGCGUGUCGUUCGGUGGCUUCGGCUGGAUUGACAAGUCUUCCGUCAGUGCCCUGAGAGCUCGUAAACAGGAGCUCCAGGCGGCCUCCAAUGGUGCCGACGCCGACUGCCCCCCCUCCCCUCCCCGAACGGCACCACCCACCACCAAGUCGGCCCAUUUCUUUGACAUGAUGGACAAGAUGGAGGAUGACUACAUCCCUUAUCCAAGGAUUGAAGAGGUAUUGGAAAAGGGAGGCCCGUACCCCCAGGUCAUCCUCCCCCAGUUUGGAGGUUACUGGAUCGAGAAACCCGAGGAACCUCCGCCCCCUGCGGCUCCUCCUGCCACCUGGGAGGCCAGCGGGGUUGAAGAGCUUGGAGGAGGAGGAGGAGAAGGAGGAGGAAGGGGAGGAGAGGCCCAGGAGAAUGCAGAUUGUGGAUAUCAUCUGGAGGAGACUAACGAGGCCGCUCGGGCGUACAGGAAGUACUUUUUGGGGAAGGAGCAUUUAAACUUCUCCUGCCCAUCCAGCAAUGUAGGAAAUGUACUGUUGUCUGUAAGGCAUGAAGUGGAGAAUCAACAGGAACACCUCCACGUCAUCAUCCGGUCCCGAGUAAAGACAAUCUAUCAGCGACUGUCAGUGACAGAACUGCCUGAUAUUCCAAGUGUACAAGAGCUGGCAAAGCUGCUGUGUGACGACGCAGCCGGUCUCCGUUUCAGUCCUGUCCUCUACCCAAAGGCAUCUCAGCUGAUUGUCAACUACGAUGAGCAUGAAGUGAACAGCACAUACAAGUUUGGUGUCAUUUUUCAGCGCUUUGGACAGGUAUCUGAGGAGGAGCUGUUCAGGAACAAUGAGGAAACGCCAGCGUUCCAAGAGUUCCUGCAGCUGCUGGGUGACACUGUGGAGCUGCAGGACUUUAAAGGGUUUCGGGGGGGUCUGGAUGUGUCCCAUGGCCAGACUGGUUCUCAAUCUGUGUACACGGUCCAUAGACAGCAGGAAGUCAUGUUCCACGUCUCAACCAAGCUGCCGUUCACUGAGGGAGACACCCAACAGCUCCAAAGGAAGCGUCACAUAGGGAAUGACAUCGUAGCAGUGGUGUUCCAGGAAGAGGCCACCCCUUUUGUACCAGACAUGAUUGCCUCCAACUUUUUACACGCCUUUGUUCUAGUGCAGGUGGAGGAUCCCUGCUCGGAGAAUACCAUCUACAAGGUGUCUGUUACAGCACGAGAGGAUGUACCGCCGUUUGGCCCGCCUCUCCCAAAUCCAGCUGUUUUAAAGAAGGGUCCAGAGUUUCGGGAGUUUCUCCUCACUAAGCUAAUCAACGCAGAGCUGGCCUGUUACAAGAGCAUCCGCUUCGCCCGACUGGAGGAGCGGACCAGGGCUGCCCUGCUGGACACCCUUCACGAGGAGUUGCAGAGAGGCUCCCAGAGAAUGCUGGGAUUGACGUCGACUCUCGAUGAGGAGCCACGGGCAGAAAAUGGACACGCUCAUGGCGGUCUGCUGGAAUCCAUCAAGAGGGCAAUGCGAGGGCGAAGCGUCUCCAUGGAGACAAUGUCAAGGGGUGGCGGGGGGCUACCCACCAGUUUGAGCGGCGGGGGGUUGGUACAUAUCAGCGCUGAGUCUAAUGUAAAAUCGCCAGUGAAACGACGAUCGGGUCUGUUCCCUCGAUUGUUGAGUAUUGACAGCCAAACAGACAAGCACAGCCAAAGAAGUUUCCUUGGUGACCAGAGAAGCUUUGACAGUUGCCAGCCAAUGUUGGAGGUGAAGUCAGAGUUGCCGUCCAAUCCCAGCUCUCCAGAGGCGGUGCAACGAGACAGAAUUUGCAUAAAGAAGGACAGCAGUAAAAUUUCCAGAUCCACUUCCAGCACGUGCAGCUUUAGUCUCCCUGCAGACGACACACACUUGCUUGUCCCUGCUGUGACAGGAGAGGGUGCAGGUUCAAAUCCGCUCACCGUCUGCCGAAGCCCCACAGAGAUGAAAAACAAAAACUCCCCACGAUCCAACCUCAAGUUUCGUUUCGACAAGCUGAGCCACUCUGCCGCAUUGGGACACUAGACUGCAAAGACAAGGAAAAGUUGUCAGAGUCUCAAGUGAGUUCAUCAGCCAGAACACCGGCCGGCAUCGCUGUUGAGGAUGAGUCGGCACCGAGACUUGUGCAACGUGGCUUCAAUCAUUCCCAACUGGCCUCUCCGUCACUUAUGAUUAUGAUCGGUUCGCACAUUGUGAUUCCGCCUGAAUGCCUGAGAAUGGCGAAUGAAUGUGUCAGUUAGGUGGAAAUAACCCCAAUGAUGUCACAGCGCCACCAGCGACUUUGCAACCCUGGCUUGAAUACGAGUCACUGCAUCCCGAGGGGAGAGGAUCAUGCAAGGACACUAUCCAACUGAAUUAUGGGAAAUAUGGGAGAAUUUGAUCCCAUGAUGAGCAAAUUCCAUUUCUCUGCUCUUCUUGAAGCUCUUUCCAGUUGCUUUUCAAAUACAUUUUACAAUAAUCCACAAAUACUGCAGUAUCAGCACCUUAGAAUCUAAACUGAUCAGUUUAAGUGAAAAGUCUGUUCUAACACUUAAAUUGAGAGCAGUAAAACUGCCAUAGAUGUACUGUAUGCAUUCGAUUAAAUAAUCAGGGAUACAACUGAAUGAGGGUGUACACCGAAAAUUAUUUUUGUGUGGAAUAUAAUUGACUAAAAAUGAUAUGCAGCAUUUUCCCCUGCAAUAAUAUUCCAUAUUUUUGUCAUUCAUAAAUGAAAUAUACAGUAGGUCCUGGAACAACACUUGUAAUCACAAAUUUGAAAAAAAUAAAAAUAAAUUUCUACAUGGCAGCUCGGUGGUUCAGAUGGAAAGCGUUGGCCUCACAGUUCUGAGGUCCCGGGAUAAGUCCCGGACCCGCCUGUGUGGAGUUGGCCUGUUCUCCCCGUGCCUGCGUGGGUUUUUUCCGGGUACUCCGGUUUCCUCCCACAUCCCAAAAAUAUGCAUUAAUUGGACACUCUAAAUUGCCCCUAGUUGUGAUUGUGAAUGCGGCUGUUUGUCUCCAUGUGCCCUGGCUGGCAACCAGUUUAGGGUGUACUCUGCCUUCUGCCCGUUGACAACUGGGAUAGGCUCUGGCACUCCCGCAACCCUCGUGAGGAUAAGCGGCUGAGAAAACGGAUGGAUGGGCAUUUCCACACCUACCCAGAGUUACAAAGUUACAUUGAAGAUGUACCCAUUUAUUUUGAAUCGGCUUGUUUGACACUUUAAUGCACCUUGCACAAGCUGAACUACCAUUUCAAUCAAAAACCAAAAAAAGUGAUAGAAAACAAUGUUGCACUACAAAAAUGAGUGAUUAUUUCCAUUGGUGUAUAGUAUAAACGAGGGCUUCUCAAACUUUUUAGGUCUGGGGAUCUCUGACGGGGGAACAAUUUUUUUUUCCAAGAACCACAUAAUACUGAAGCAAAUGAAGUUGAACAAAAGUGUACCCUUAAAUGCCACAAGGAACUUUUCAACCUAAAUAUUAAUGACCUUUUUAAAAGAAAGAAACUUCAACAAAUUAGAUUGAAUUCAAUCCCCUGCAUUUAGGUAUGACAAGAAAGGACCUUGGUGGAAGGCAAUCACAGUCAGUCACAUUGACUAUUGCGAGAGAGAUGGCACCCAUUUAUAGAUUGCAAAAGCAGUGACUGAUGGAACGUUGUACCUGAAGUAUGUCAAGCCAUGCCACAAAUAUUUUUCUGAACUCAUCUUCCUUCACCGUACAACUCCAGGUAUGGAAACAUUGUGAGAGAGAUAAAUAAACUGCACGCAUACAGGGAUGAUAGUCAUAUCGGCACUUUUAAUUGGCUGAAAAAUUAGAUGUGAAGGGAUAAUUGGUUAAGGAUGUUUGUUUUAUCAGCAUGCUGGUCCCCAUAGGUAAGAGACAUCAAUCAUCAAUUUGUUGCAAAAUGCUUUUUGUGGUACUCUGACCUCCCAUCUUGGUACCAGAGUACCUCAGUUUGAACACCAUUGAUUUAAACAUGCCUUUUACAAAACCGUACUGUUUUUUUGCACUGAAAGCACAACAUUCCUAAUACCUUACUUUCCUGCAUCCUCUCCAAUGCACUCCUGUGUAUCAAGAGGAUGAUGAAAUGUAGCAUGUUUGUUUCUGUCCUGUGUCCGUUCAAGCUGAUCGAGAUUAUCAUUUGUGUUUCUUUCAAGGAAAAAGUUCCCGUUGGUUACCAUGAAUCCGAAAUGCACUGUAAAAAGUAAAAUGUAAAAUAGCUACACUG